ACCUUCCUUUACCAAGAUGGCGACUUCCAUAGCGCCCUUGGUAUCUCUACAGUGUUUGCGGAGGGUUUACCGGUGCUGUCGAAGUUGGGGGUGGCAUAACAGCGCUCGGUGGGGAGCAUUGGGUGGAUUGAAGGCACCUCGCUUGUGGAGUCCCGGGGCAGCUUACAUUAGCCAGAUAGCGGAGUCUGCAGUUGCCACCUGUGAAACUGACAGAGACGCUAAAGCCUUGGAAGAGUGCUCAGGACCUCUAGAACACUACGAUCUGCUUGUAAAAGCAGCGAUACUAAGGAAGGAUGCGCACCAGCGGAACGUCAUGCAGAAUUUACAGAAUCUUCAUGAUGUCCUCAAGGGCUACAGAAAGAUUCCAAAGGCUUUCUUAGGCAAAUUUUACUCAAAAAGAAAACCUCCCAAAGGGCUCUAUGUCUUUGGAGAUGUUGGUACAGGGAAGACUAUGGUAAUGGACAUGUUUUUUACACACGUUGAAGUAGAACAGAAAAAGAGAGUACAUUUCCAUGGAUUUAUGCUUGAUGUACAUGCAAGAAUACAUCGCCUUAAGAAAACAUUACCAAAGAGGAAAGUGGGAUUCAUGGCUAAAACCUAUGACCCUAUUGCUCCAAUAGCUGAAGAAAUAAGUGAAGAAGCGUGUCUUCUGUGUUUUGAUGAAUUCCAGGUGACUGACAUUGCCGAUGCCAUGAUUCUAAAGCAGUUGUUUGAGAACUUGUUUCAAAAUGGAGUAGUUGUAGUAGCGACCUCAAACCGACCUCCAGAAGAUCUCUAUAAAAAUGGCCUUCAGAGGGUUAACUUCAUACCGUUCAUUUCUGUACUGAAGGAAUACUGCAGUACUGUUCAACUGGACUCUGGAAUUGACUACAGGAAAAGAGUUAUGUCUGCUGCUGGAAAAAUAUACUACCUCACAAGUGAACCUGAUGUGGAGGCUGUCAUGGAUAGACUGUUUGAUGAGCUGGCUCAGAAACAAAAUGAUGUAACAAGACCAAGGAUUUUGAAAGUGCAAGGCAGAGAGUUGAAGCUCAGCAAAGCCUGUGGAUCCAUUGCCGACUGUACAUUUGAGGAACUUUGUGACCGUCCUCUGGGUGCCAGUGACUAUCUAGAAAUGUGCAAGAAUUUUGACACUGUUUUUAUUCGCCAUAUCCCACAUCUGGACUUGACAAAAAGGUCCCAAGCCCGGCGGUUCAUUACCCUUAUUGAUGCGUUUUAUGAUCACAAGGUUCGUGUGAUUUGUUCAGCGGAAGCUCAUUUGCAAAGCUUAUUUACACAAAAGGUGCGCAAUCCUGAAGAAGCCGAACACAGAGUACUCAUGGAUGACCUUCAUUUGGGAGAGGAUUUAUCUGAAGCACUUUCAAUAUUUACAGGAGAAGAGGAAGUAUUUGCAUUUCAGCGCACAUUGUCCAGACUAACAGAAAUGCAGACAGAACAUUACUGGACAGAUGGUGACAGAAGUCAGAAAUAGCUGCCAGUGGCUAACAGGACUGUGACAAUAUUAUAAAAAAGCUAUGCACAAUCAACAGCGUAGGAGAGCAUUCAUUAUCACAAGUAUAUGAUCUCAUUUAUUUCACACCUAUCUGGACCAUUUCCAAAAGUGUACGUGUGUCUUGUAGGGGUGCCAUCUUUCAUACAAAACUAACAAAUACAGCUAUUCUAAAUAUGCAUUAGUGUGAAUAGUUAUGAGGAAGAAACUACAAAAUAAGAGUGCACACACACACACACACACACACACACACACAUAUAUAUAUAUAUACUACAUGUACUUGAAUUUUAAAAGCACAGGCUGGGUGGAACCCUGUCUUGUUUCUUUUUUGUGUGUCUGUAACCAAGACUAUUGUCACAGUCAUGGAGCUAUAAGUUAACAAUUCUAUUUAAUUUGGUAAGUGCAAUAAUGUCUUUAAAUUGUUCUAUUUUAAAUCACUCCAGGUUUGGAGAGCGCACAAGGUAUAAAGAGCAAGGUUUAAUAUACCCGACCAUAUAACUUAACAUCAAAUGACUGGAAUUGUUGCUCUUUUUAUAAACAAACAAGAUCCACCAAUAUUGCUGAUGAAUAGGAAGAAAUUAAUUUUACAGUUUGUUCGGGAUAGCAGCAAUACAUAUGAAUGUUUUGAUGUCAGAUCAACUUUAAAUGAUCAGGAACGCAAAAUCAAUAUCAGAAACUGGAUGUUUAAUGCCAAACUAAAUAGUAAUUUGGUCUAAGUAUCACAAGCAAACAGCUGUAAAGUCUACUGUGCCAAAAGCAACAUAGUUGUGUUGUAUUUACAGUCAGAUGCAUAAUCCUAAAACUUUAUUUGUGCUGAAAGGAUUUAGAAUUACAUUUACUGUUAAUUCUGUGGGAUAUCUGUCAGAUUUUAAUUCCCUUUAUAUUGUAACACAUUAUUAAAGGGCCAUUCUAUAACAAAGAUUACAGGCUCAAAUUCAUUAUAGCAUGCAAUGUUUGGAUUCAUAACCUUUCUAACUAUGUAUUAACCCUGACAACAGGCUUAAACACAAAAGUUUAGCUUGGGAGUCACAACCCAUUGUAGCUUCUGAGCAGGACAAGGCCAGAGACUGGCAGCUACAUGCAUGUGCAGUUUAUAAUUGACUCACUGACUGUGUCAUGCUCAGUGUGUUCUAUAGCUUUGUGAUGAACAGUUGGGUAGGGGUAUUGGCAUAGUUAAAGAGGGACACUAAUGCAAAACUUGCCUGCCCCAAUGAAUGAGGUCCCUUUCAUAGCUCUGAUUUAGCAUAGGAUUCAUUAAAGGCAAACACCACUGAAUUCAGUCAGUUCAUAUACAUAUUUCUACAUCAUGUCUAUGCUUAUGCCAGUUUUUGUGAAUCGUCGUCUGACUCUUCCUACGGAGCACCUAGGUUUAAGUCUGCACACACAAAUUCCCUUGCUCAAAAAAAUGUGUAUUUAACAUUGUAAAAAUGGCACGAUUUUCUUUAGAAUUCUUUACAAACUUAAAAUUAACAAAACAUGUGAGGUAAAUGUAAUGUAAUCGAAUAAAAACUGCAUAUUAACAGUUGUAUAAAGUGUCAAAGUAUGUGCCAAUUGUAAGCUAUAGCUGCCUCCGCAAGCGCUGCAAAUGGAAAGUUCUCAGGAAACAAUAUAGUGCUACGCAAUCUAUUGUUUAUUUUUUAUAGAAUACGUAAUUCAACAUAAUAGUCUUUUGCGUGUUUACAUGUGGCCAGAAUUACAUCUUAAAUUGGUUUGAAUUGUUCAUUUUUAGAUGUCAAAUUAUAAAUGCCAAUAGAUUUUAUAUUUUCAGUUCACUCCAGUACAUAUGACAUCACCAGCAGCAUGGCGCAUGCAUCCCGUCCAUAGCUAUAUCUGCAACAUAUAUGUUAAAGUAUAUCACUGCAGACGAACAUCAAGAUCUGGCAACACUGCCUAAGUGUCACACAGAUUUUUAAUACAUUAUUUAUUAAAUGUAUAUUAGAAUCAUGACGAGAUUUAAGUGUUUUGCACUUGCUUGUUAAAAGAGAAGUCAUAAUUCCAGUAAUAUUUAAUGCCAACUGUGCUUGCAAACCACUAAAUGAUAGAAAAGGGACAUUUUUAAAUUGUUGAAAGAGGCUUUCUGUGUUUUGAGGCUUUAUUGUGCAGAAUAGUGUUGGUGCCAUGUAUAUGUAUGUUAUGUAUUUGCAUCAUGUUGCAGUCUGAGCAAAAUGUAAUUUUAUUUUACUUCUGCUAUAUCCACUUGUCAGUAAAUAUUGUAUUAAAUAUGGUUAGUAUAUUCAUUUGUAGUAUUUGGGUACUUAUUAUAAUUUGUAUAGAGAUCACCAUUUAUUCGUUUUUUUUAAAAAAGGCAGCAUGUUACAUUUUAUAAAGGGAAAUUACCAUAUAGGGGGCAGCAAAAAGGGUAUAAAUAAGAUAUGAAUUGUAUUAGAGCGUUGUAAGAACAUUUGCAGAUACACAUAUUUGGGCCUUUAUAUAUUAAUACAUCUGUUUCUGAAAUCUACUUGAAAUUUUUCGGGAUGCCUGAACCUUGUAUAUCCAUAAUAUAUGGAUAUGCAAGGUUAUGGAUAUCCAUAAAUGCAUAACCUGAGCAGUUCAUUUAAAGGGAUAGGCCGUGAUCUUUUAUAGUCACAAAUGUUUUUUUAUUAGAUUGAAGCAUAGAAUAGGAUUAGGUGAUGUGCUAUAGUUAUCUAUAUGUGCAAUGCUUUGUGUUGUUAAAGGUGAUUCACAUAGAAAUGUGAAUUAAAGAUAAGAGUCCAAAGAAUUUUCAAUAGUGUACUGGUUGGAAGCCAGAUAUUGUAUUUGUGCAAUGUUGAUAAUAAAAUAGAAAUUAAUUAAUGCGUUUUAAAGCUCAGAAUUAUGAAAAUUGAUCUCUUUUUUUUUUUAAGACCUGUAACAAGCAUUUAAACAAUAUCAAACUAACCUCCAUCAGCAAAUAAAUAAACAAAUGAAAACACUCCUAA
Molecule: messenger RNA, 4404 nt
Organism: Bombina bombina (fire-bellied toad)
Lineage: Eukaryota; Metazoa; Chordata; Amphibia; Anura; Bombinatoridae
Gene: AFG1L
Product: AFG1 like ATPase
Exons: 14
Coding region: 17-1468 (483 amino acids)
Cellular component (GO): cytoplasm; mitochondrion
Molecular function (GO): ATP binding; ATP hydrolysis activity
Source: RefSeq, a predicted model, not a curated record